GCUGUCAACAGUCAAUAUCGGCCUCAGGCACCGACGCGAUUAUUUAUGCACUGUCGUAAACACUUAACGCAAACAAGGUAAGGUGUAUAAAUUAAGUUAUUUCUGUAAUCACAUGGCGUUAUCUUAUGAUCUUGGUAUUUUUAGAUGUACAGAUAUACUUAUAAAAAGGAACAACAGCGACUUCAAUAUUUGUUUGAAACAGUCACUAUCACAGACACUGAGUCGGACCAUGAUUCUGACGAAGAUGAGAUUUCCGGUCAUCAGUUAGAAAGUUGCUUCUCCAACCAAAUUAUCGACGAAGGUGAAGAAUAUUUGGAUUCCGAGUCGGACUGUGAUGAAGCAGAUUUCGUUCAGGAGCCUCUAGAAGCUCAUAGUUCAAGCGAAGAAGCUAACAUCACAUAUUUCGAGCCACCACUCAGCAGUACCCUAAGUUUUUUGGGUAAGGAUAAGCAAACAAGAUGGAAAAAAGUUUCUCCGUUACCGAAGAAUACUAAGACCAGAUCUGAGAAUAUCAUAAAAGUAUUACCAGGACCAAGUACAUACACAAAAAACUUGAAAACUCCCAUAGAAAUUUGGUAA
This is a messenger RNA of Acanthoscelides obtectus, 579 nucleotides long. The record is from the annotation of a GenBank genome assembly. NCBI's taxonomy places the organism in Eukaryota, Metazoa, Arthropoda, Insecta, Coleoptera, Chrysomelidae.